Molecule: messenger RNA, 1527 nt
Organism: Closterium sp. Yama58-4
Lineage: Eukaryota; Viridiplantae; Streptophyta; Zygnematophyceae; Desmidiales; Closteriaceae
Source: the annotation of a GenBank genome assembly
AUGCGCCUCUCUUCCCACGUCGCGUCGCCACUUCCGACUGCUCUUCGUGUCUCCCACUCCUCUGGUUUGGGCGCGAUAUCACCAUCCUUCCUCCUAUAUUUCAACGUUCAGGAUCUCUUCUUUUUCAUCCCUCCAACUGCUUCCAUGGCCUCCCCCCUUCACUCUAUGGACCACGCUAUGGCUGACGACGCCCUCGCUGCCGAUGGUGAGGAGUUCCUCCUUGACGAGACUACGGAAGAAAUCCACCUUUCGGAGCUCGAGACCUCCAACCUCCCCGCUGCUAAGAAGGCAUGCAUUAAUAUGAGCAAUGAUACCUCUUCGGGCUCCUCUGCUGCUGGCUCGGCCUCGCCCUCCGGCCAUUCCGAGCUGCAGCGUGCUCCUACCCUGGUUCCCACUCUCCCGAGUGGAUCUUCGGCUGCCUUGGGGAACUCUGCUCCCCUGCCCCGCGUUGCACCUACUGCUACGGCCCCCCCUCGCGCCCUUCGCCGCCCCCGUCUGGCGCAGGCUGGCCCCGCCCUGUUGCCUCGCCGCCGUCGCGUGGUUGUCACUCUGCUCCUCCCGGAGGCCGGGGCUGAUGCGAAUCGGGCGGACAUCUUGCUCCGCCUUGGCGCGAUGCUGAAAGGUCACAUGUUCUCGAGCGGUACGAUUCCCUCCUAUGAUGCCACCUCCGGGGAGGUUCUCCGGGUGCCCCGUCGCUCCUACGCGCGGUUGCUCUUCUCCUGGCCUUCUGCUGAUGACGCUGUCUCUUUUCGUAACCUCUUUCCGCUCACGCUCAAGCUGGCGAAUUCUCGUUCGGUCCUGCUCAAAGUUUACGAAGACCCCAACGCUGGUUUCACUGCUGCCAAGGCUGCUGGCGCCACCACCCUCUCCAUCCGCGUUCCCACCGGUUAUGAGCCGGAGGAUAUCAAGUCCUAUAUCCUCGCGGCUACCACGGAUGACGGUCUGCCGUGGCUGAAUGAUCUCCAGCACCUCCACCGGGUGGAGGACCCGUAUGAAGGGGUGGUGUAUACUAUUCUCGAUGGUAUCCCGAUCCCCUCCGCCGAUGACCCUAACUUCCAGCGCAUUCCGGCUGCCAUCCUCCUGGAAGAGGGUGGCCCCCCUAUGCUACUGAAUUUCUCGUCGCAUGUGUGCCGCUUCUGCGCCAACAAUCACCGUGAUGCGGACCACGCUUCCUUCGCGGCACGCCGCAGGCAGCGCAUCAACAAUAGGCACGUGAUUUCCGUCGCGCAGCUCCAGCAGACCAACGGCCAGAUUCUUGGAUCCCACGCCGCCCCUACGGCAGUCCGCAACGACCCUGGGCUUCUGCUCAUCGGACUGGACUCGGAGGUGGAGACUUGGACCUGCGUGCUGUGCGAAUUUCAGUGUGGCCAUGCACUCGACAGUGCGAUGGCACACAUCGCCUCCCCCACCCAUUCGGCUCGCCUGCGGGCCACCGCUCACCUCCCGGCUGCCAAGGACAAGUACAGCACCUGGCGCGCCAUGACGCUGCUCGAGACACCGCGUAUCGCCGAGUUCCUGCGUGCCUAG